AUGAGGGCAUUUAAUUUUUCUGAGAACCUUACGGUCUUCUCUUUGGAGAGAAUGGUUUUAAGAAUGCAGCUUGCCAUCUCCUACACACACAGACCCCGAAAAGAUGGGACAAUUCUUGGAACGUGGCCCACAGAAGUUCUGCACGACGGCAGCCCCCUCUCCUUCCCAGCAGCAGCAAGACACCACUGGGGCAAGAGCAUGGCGCCUUCUGCCCAGGCUCUAACGCAUGCCUGCAGAAUAACAAUCUGCUCUCGGAUGGAAGUCAGGAAGUGGCAAAGCCGCCCAUCUGGAUUGAAUACAGUUCGGGACAGUAGUCUGUGCACCGUGAGGCAGAUAACGUUUUGCAGAUUUAAGAGACAGUCGAAUCUGAUGCAUGUGGAUGCAAGCUACUGGUGGAAAGCCAGGAGCAGACCCUUUGAAUGGACCUGGAUUUAUGGGAACUACUCAGGAGCUUUUUCUCAAGGAUGCCAUGGGGAUGGAACAUUGAAGGCCCCUCCUGAUCCCUGCCUCCAGAAAUUUAUGCCCCGCUGUAGUCACUUCCUACAAUCCACGGCAUCACGAUUGGUCCGUGCAACAAAAGAUUGUGGCAGAAGUGAUGUAGGCCCCCCGACACCAGUCUUUGCUCCCACCUCAAACAAAAAAACCUUUUUUGAGGCGUCAACUCCUCAGCACUUUCUGAAGGGAGAAAAAGAACAGCAAGAAGCAACUGAACAUAUUGAUGAAGUACAAAAUGAAAUAGUUAACGAACAAGCCAGUGAGGACAUUUUGAAAGUAGGACAGAAAUACAACAAACUCCAUCAACCGUCCUUUAAGCAGAGGUCCAGUUGAUGCCCCAAUCCCAAAGUUUUAGUUAAAAUAUUUGUCAACCACGCACAAGUGUCUGCACUGUUUGGGGAGGAGGAUGAAGAGGUGCUGCAUUUUUCGACAAGAGUUGAAGUGACAGAAUUUGAGGGUAUUAAAUCAGGUUACAAAAUAGAUUUUUAUUUUGAGGAAAACCCUUACUUUGAAAAGAAAAUUCCAUCCAAAGAAUUUUGUCUGAAUGAGAGUGGUAAUUCAUCUUCAAAGUCCACUGAAAUCAAAUGGAAAUCUGGAAAGGAUGUGACCACACGUUCAAGUCAAGUGCAGAAUGAAGCCAGCAGGAAGAGACAGCAUGAGGAACCAGAGAGUUUCUUCACCUGGUUUCCUGACCAUUCUGAUGCAGGUGAAGAUGAGUUAGGAGAGGUCAUCAAAGAUGAUAUUUGGCCAAAUCCAUCACAGUACUACUUGGUUCCCAACAUGGAUGAUGAAGAAGGGGAAGGAGAAGAAGAAGAAGAUGAUGAUGAUGAGGGGGAAGAAGGAGAACAUGACUAA
Molecule: messenger RNA, 1350 nt
Organism: Lynx canadensis (Canada lynx)
Lineage: Eukaryota; Metazoa; Chordata; Mammalia; Carnivora; Felidae
Product: protein SET-like
Biological process (GO): nucleosome assembly
Cellular component (GO): nucleus; chromatin
Molecular function (GO): histone binding; chromatin binding
Source: RefSeq, a predicted model, not a curated record